UCGGCUACAAGUCGGCGUCAUAUGUAAACCAGGCUUUACGGGCACUCCGCCUCAGACAUCAACUGAUCAACAUUACGCAAGACAUCGCAUUAAUCAAGAUUGUGAAAAUUGUGCAUUUUUUCCUUUCUGUGAAUAUCUAAGAAAAUGGUUAGAGCCAGAAAGAUCCUUAUAGCAAACCGAGGUGUAUGUGCGUCAAGAAUUGUAAAAACAUGCAAAGAGAUUGGCAUUGGCUAUACAACGAUCUUCACUGAAGAGGAUUAUCAAUCUCUUCACGUCACUCAGUCCGAAGAAAAAUAUCUUGUGACUUCUUAUAUGGACAUUGACGAGAUUAUUCGCCUAGCAAAAGAAACAUUGUGCGAUGCCAUUAUUCCUGGUUAUGGCUUUCAAGCCGAGAAUCCUACCUUCCCUCGAAAAUGCUCAGAAGCAGGCAUUAUAUUUGUUGGACCAACUGCUGAGAAUAUGCUGCAUCUUGGCUGCAAAAUCGCGGCAAAGCGAAUCGCGGAGAAGAACGAUGUCAGUCUUCCAACAGCACCUUCAUCUAGCGUAAUAAAAAAUAUCAAGGACUCUAUUUCGUGGGCGACCAUCAUUGGAUAUCCUGUUCUGCUCAAGCCAGCAAAUGGUGGCGGAGGAAUUGGAAUUAUGUUGUGUGAAAACAAAGAACAGUUGUGCAAGAAUUUCCAAAUAUGUGGCAAACUCUGCGCUAAGGUAUUUGGCAAUAGUGACAUUUACAUGGAGAAAUAUAUCCCGAAUGCGAGACAUAUUGAAGUUCAAGUGUUUGGCGAUGGCAAAGGUAACGUUAUCAACCUAGGUGAGAGAGAAUGCUCAGUUCAACGUAGAUACCAGAAGCUUAUCGAGGAGUCCCCUUCUACGGCGCUGACACAAGAACAACGAGACCAAGUUUGUGAGCUGGCAGUGCGCCUCUGCAAACUAGUGAACUACCAAUCAGUUGGGACAGUUGAGUUUAUAUUUGAUGAUGUUCAAAAACAGUUCUUUUUCCUUGAGGUCAACACUCGUCUACAGGUUGAACAUCGGGUAACAGAGCUUCGUUAUUGCAUUGACUUAGUGGAGUUAAUGAUACGACACGCGUACGAGGGAACUGAUUUAACACGGUUGUUUUUUCAACCACAAGGUCAUGCUAUUGAGUGCCGCGUUUACGCUGAAAAUGUCUUAAAGAAUUUCAUGCCGUCAACUGGUUUAAUCACCGAGAUUAGCUUUUCUGAGGAAAGUAAUGUGUCAGGUAGCCGUCUCGUAGACACAUGGGUUCAGUGUGGUUGCCUGGUAUCAUCAAAUUACGAUUCGUUGCUGGCAAAUAUCAUUCAAUUAGCACCUUCACGAGAACAAGCAAUCCAUUCAAUGCUCAAAACAUUGAACGCCACCAUUAUUGCUGGUCCUCUAAACAACCUUGACUACUUCAGAAAGUUUCUUAUGACGGAUCAAUUUGUCAAAGGAGAGACUUAUACAAAUGAACAAAAUUUGUUGACGUACAGUGUCUCGUUUGCUGAGGUUAUUGCCCCUGGGCUGUUAACCACAGUACAAGACUGGCCGGGACGGCAAGGUAAAGGGCUGUGGCGUAUUGGAGUCCCACCGAGUGGUCCAAUGGAUCAUUUAGCCAGCAGAGUGGCUAAUCGUCUUGUGAAUAAUAAAGAGACGGAUGCCGUGUUAGAAAUAACCCAAUAUGGGCCAACCUUGAAGUUUCACUUAGAUACAACUGUCGUUAUAACAGGAGCAUCGAUGGAGACUACACUCGAUGAUGAGCCAGUUAGGAUGUGGCAAAGAGUCCAGAUUAAAGCUGGAAGCAUACUAAAAAUUGGCAACCUUAGCAGUAAUCUAGGAUCGCGAGCUUACUUUGCCGUCGCCGGUGGGAUAAACGUCCCAAAGUACCUUGGGAGCCGAGCAACUUUUCCUAACGGUAAUUUUGGUGGUUAUCAGGGCAGAGCGUUAAAAGCUGGUGACAUGAUAGCGAUUGGAGUGCCUGAAAACAACGGGACUGUUGAAAGGAGCAUCAAUGGUGUUGCAGACAAACUCGACCCUUCGACUAUCACGGGAGAGUAUGGCACAAACUGGUCGAUUGGAGUUCUUCCUGGUCCGCACGACAAUCCCGAAUAUCUAACCGAUCAAGACAUGCACAUGUUUUACACCACUCAAUGGCGAGUCCACCAGAACUCUAAUCGCUUGGGAAUCAGGCUAUGUGGCCCAUCUCCGGAAUGGGCGCGACCCAAUGGCGGGGAAGGGGGUAAUCAUCCGUCAAACAUCCAUGACUGUGAAUACGCCAUCGGUACGGUCAACUUCACUGGCAAUAUGCCGAUAAUCAUUGGUCAGGAUGGGCCAAGUCUCGGGGGGUUUGUCUGUCCGUGUACCAUUGUCCAGUCAGAAUUGUGGAAAAUUGGUCAAGUCAAAGCUGGAGAUACCAUCAGUUUCUUCAAAAUGACUAUUGAAGAUGCUAUCAAAUCAAGGCGAAAGCAGAACGAGUAUAUCCGAACGUUGGAAUGGAGCCCCAAAGAACCCGACAGCUCGAAUCCGGAGUUUUUCCCUGAAACAAAGUCGGUAUUACGCACCAUUCCGGAGUCGAACACUCGGCCUCGGUUACAGAUUCGCAUGGCUGGAGAUUCUUACAUCUUAAUCGAAUAUGGUCCAAUGGUUCUCGAUCUUAAUCUCCGGUUUCGCGUCCAUAUCCUGGAGCAAAAACUCCUAAGAAGCAAUAUCGAUGGAUUAGAAGAAUCCGCUCCAGGUGUGCGAUCUCUUCAGCUGCGCUACAACCCUCUGGUUCUGUCCCUGUUGACAUUAAUCGAGAUAGUCACGAAAGUGGAUAACGAGAUCACGGACAUCUCUGAUCAGAAAAUUCCGACGCGAAUUUUAAACUUACCAAUGUGCUUCAACUACAGCGGUGUUAACGAGGCUAUCGAGAAGUACAUGAAAUCAGUGCGGGCUCAUGCACCGUACCUCCCGUCGAACAUCGAGUACAUUUUCAAAAACAACGGCCUACAAGGAGUCGAAGACGUCAUGGAGAGGGUAUUUUCUGCGUCCUACAUGUGCAUCGGUCUUGGAGAUGUCUACCUGGGAGCCUGCUGUGCUGUUCCUGUUAACCCUCUCCAUCGCUUGAUUACCUCAAAAUACAAUCCGGCCCGAACGUACACCCAAGAAGGCACGGUGGGGCUAGGAGGAUCCUACAUGUGUAUCUACCCAAUGAAUAGUCCUGGUGGUUAUCAGCUCAUUGGUCGCACUUUACCAAUUUGGAAUACGUUUGGAAACAGCAAUCCGAAACUGUUCAGAAAGGAGAAACCGUGGAUGCUGCAGAUGUUUGAUCAGAUUCGUUUCUUUCCUGUUUCGGAGGGAGAGUUGGAUGUCAUGCGAUCAAACUUCAAGAGUGGCGCACUGGAGCUUGAGGUAGAGAACGAGAUGUUUGAUAUCGCCGAGUACAACAGCUUUGUCCAUGGACUGUCCAAAGAAAUCGAGUGCUAUCGUGCUGCCCAAAAAGAAGCGGUGAAUACAAUGCUAAAAGAGGAAGAGAAGAGCCUAAAGCUUCUUGGACCAGAUGAUGAAUGGGACAGAGAUCUGAUAACAACACAAAAUGGCAGCUCUCAAUCUGAAAUCAGUCUACCGAAAGGCACUGUCGGUAUAUUCGCUCCAGUGACUGGUAAAAUAUGGGAAAUUGCUUUAUCUGAACCUGGAGAAGCUGUGUUGGAAUGUCAAGUAGUAGCCACUGUUGAAGCAAUGAAAAUGGAGUGUCCGUGUUAUUCCCCUGUUUCAGGAACUGUUCGUCAAAUUUUAACUGCUGUCAGACAACUUGUCAAUCAAGGUGAUUUGAUCAUGAUUAUCGAUCCAAUUGCAAAUGAAAAUUGCGGUUUCGAAGCAUGACUUUAUAUAAUUUACGAAACGAAAUAUUAGGCAUAUAUUAAUAGUAGGAUAUCUAUAAAACGAAACUAAAGUGAACAAAUAUCCAGAAAAAAAUAAAUAUAGAAGUAUUUGAUUGUACCUAUUUAGCUGUAUGCACAAUUAGGGUCAUUAAAGACGUUAUAAGUUUGCAUGAUUUAGGGAAAGAU
Molecule: messenger RNA, 4040 nt
Organism: Dendronephthya gigantea
Lineage: Eukaryota; Metazoa; Cnidaria; Anthozoa; Malacalcyonacea; Nephtheidae
Product: urea amidolyase-like
Exons: 4
Coding region: 145-3855 (1236 amino acids)
Cellular component (GO): mitochondrion
Molecular function (GO): metal ion binding; ATP binding; methylcrotonoyl-CoA carboxylase activity
Source: RefSeq, a predicted model, not a curated record